CUUUUCUUAACAACAUAUUCCUCUCUCUGUUAGAAGAUUUAGUCUCUUCUCUUCUCUUCUCUUCUCUUCUCUUCUCUCUUAUUUCAGCAUAUAUAUUCAUUCAAACUUCACAAUUAACUCCCAUAAUUCUCUCUCUUUUGGCUAAGAACAUAUUAGUGUUUUUGAUUCCUUCCUAGGUUAAUUCCUCAGUUCUUCACUUCAAUCGUCAAUUUUUUAGAUCUUUAGUAGCAACCCAUUUCAAAUUCAGAGGUUUUUAGUAUUGGGUUUUUGCUAUUUCACUUUUUGAUUAUCAAUUUAGAUCUUGUUCAUCAAAAUUUUACCCAUUUAUAGGAAUGGAAAAAAUUUCAUGCCUUAGUGGGGAAGAUGAAGGAUUGGAAUUGCCUCCAGGUUUCCGAUUCCACCCGACCGACGAAGAGCUCAUAACUCACUACUUAUCCCCAAAGGCUCUUGACAUCUCCUUCUGUGCAACAGCAAUUGGAGAGGUUGACUUGAACAAGGUUGAGCCUUGGGAUUUGCCAUGGAAGGCAAAAAUGGGUGAAAAAGAGUGGUAUUUUUUCUUUGUGAAAGAUAGGAAGUACCCUACUGGUUUAAGGACAAAUAGAGCUACUGUGGCUGGUUAUUGGAAGGCAACAGGCAAAGACAAGGAGAUUUACAAGGCAAAAGCACUUGUUGGAAUGAAGAAAACUUUGGUUUUCUACAAAGGCAGAGCUCCUAAAGGCGAAAAGACCAAUUGGGUCAUGCAUGAAUAUAGAUUGGAGGGCAAAUUUUCCAUCUAUAAUCACCAUAAAUUAUCAAAGAAUGAGUGGGUGAUAUGCAGGGUGUUUCAAAAGACUUCAGGAGGGAAGAAAAUACAUAUUUCAGGCAUGGUGAGGAUGAGCUAUUAUGGUGAUAAUGAUGAAUUGAAGCCUUCAAAUUUGCCUCCAUUAAUGGAUUGUUCAGUUUCUGAUGGCCAGACUCGAAGCACUGGUGUCGAUGCAUCUUACGUGACCUGCUUCUCCAACCCAUUGGAGGAGAAGUCCCAGGAAGACAUGGUUGAUAGCUUCAACACACCUCAAUUAGCCUCUUCAUCAUCCACAAAACCUACUCAUCAUACCUCCCCUGUUUCAUUGCUUUCUCCAAAAGUCUCUGUUCCUAAUCCAUCAUUCUUUCCCACACAAAUUAUCCCAAAUCUUGAAUAUUUUCAAUAUUCGGAUUCUUUUCUAAUUCAAGAUCAGUCCAUAUUGAAGCAAUUGUUCCAGAACAAUGGGUUGAACUCGAAACAAAAUUCGAGAGCAGAGUUCUCACAGGACACAGGAUUUAGUAUUGACAUGUCUUCAGUUGUGUCCAACCAUGAAAUGGGACAUCAUAGGUCUUAUGAUGAUCAAGAGGAUCCAAUUACUUCAGGUGGACCAGUGAACCUUGAUUGUUUAUGGAGCUACUGAAUUUGAAGAUGAAAUAGUAGCAAUUCAAGAAAAAAACAUAGUGAAGGAAGGAAGAUUAGAUGUCUUCAAUAAUGUUAGUGCUGUCAGAUUGUUGUGUUAUGUGUGUACAGAUUUUCCAAAUCCGAAUUAUAUGAAAGGAAAUGCCCUGUCUGUAUUAUAUGAAAUUGUAUUCAUUUUCGAGUUGCUAAUCUUUUUGUCUUCUGUAAA
Messenger RNA from Cornus florida, 1628 nucleotides. RefSeq names its product NAC domain-containing protein 100-like. NCBI's taxonomy places the organism in Eukaryota, Viridiplantae, Streptophyta, Magnoliopsida, Cornales, Cornaceae. The transcript is spliced from 3 exons. Bases 333 to 1421 code for a protein of 362 amino acids. Gene Ontology annotation, biological process: regulation of DNA-templated transcription. Gene Ontology annotation, molecular function: DNA binding. The record is from RefSeq and is a predicted model, not a curated record.